AUGCGCUCCGCCGCUGUCCUGGCGCUCCUGCUCUGCGCCGGGCAAGCCACUGCCCUCCCUGUGAACAGCCCGAUGAAGAAAGGGGACACUGAGGUGAUGAAGUGCAUCGUUGAGGUCAUCUCAGACACACUCUCCAAGCCCAGCCCUAUGCCUGUCAGCCAGGAGUGCUUUGAGACCCUCCGAGGAGAUGAACGGAUCCUUUCCAUCCUGCGGCACCAGAAUUUACUGAAGGAGCUCCAAGACAUCGCUCUCCAAGGGGCCGCGGAGAGGGCACAGCAGCAGAAGAAACACAGCAGUUUGGAAGAUGAACUCUCAGGGGCUCUUGAGAGCCAGAGAGACAAGGCGGAGCUGAAGGAGGUGACAGGAGAGGCGGCCUCCAAGGAUGCUGUGGAGAAGAGAGGGGACUCUAAACAGGCAGGGAACCAUGGUGAAGGCACAGAGGGAGCCAGGCCCCAGUCCUCCCUGACGCCCGCGGAGGGGUCCAAGACGGAGAACCACCAGGCCUCUGAGGAGGAGGAGGCCACAAACAACCACCCCCCGGCCAGCCUCCCUGGCCAGAAACACACAGACCCACAGGCCGAGGGGGACACAGAGAGCCCCUCACAGGGUCUGGUGGACAGAGAGACGGGCCUGGGUACAGGGCAAGGGCAGCAGGCAAAGAGCCAGGAGGAGGCAGAAGACAAUGCCGGAGAGAAGGCUGUCUCUGAGGAAGAAGGCCCCACUUCGGCACUAGACCUCCACUCGAGCCUCGGCUACAAGGAGACCCAAAGGGGCAAGAGUACUCGGCCGGAGGCCAUGGCCAUGGAGGGAGCCAGGAAGACUGGGGCUGAGGAGGUCCAGCCCCUGGAGGGGAAGGGGGAGCGAGAGUACUCCCAGGAGGAGGAGGAGGAGAUGGUGGGGACCCCUGAAGGCCUCUUCCGGGGCGGGAAGAGCAGGGAGCAGGAGGAGGAGGAGCGGCUGUCCAAGGAGUGGGAGGGUGCCAAGCGGUGGAGCAAGAUGGACCAGCUGGCCAAGGAGCUAACAGCUGAGAAGCGACGGGUGGGGGCGGACGCGGAGGAGGACGACCCCGACCGCUCCAUGAAGCUCUCCUUCCGCUCCCGGGCCUAUGGCUUCGGGGGCCCCGGACCGCAGGUGCGGCGAGGCUGGCGGCCAUCCUCUGGGGAGGACAGCAUCGAGGCGGGCCUGCCCCUCCCGGGCCGCAGCUUCUCAGAGGAGAAGAAGGAGGAGGAGGGCAGCGCCAACCGCAGACCGGAGGACCAGGAGCUGGAGAGCCUGUCGGCCAUUGAGGCAGAGCUGGAGAAGGUGGCCCACCAGUUGCAGGUGUUACGGCGGGGCUGA
Orycteropus afer afer is the source of this 1338-nucleotide messenger RNA. The record is from RefSeq and is a predicted model, not a curated record. Lineage: Eukaryota; Metazoa; Chordata; Mammalia; Tubulidentata; Orycteropodidae.